Molecule: messenger RNA, 556 nt
Organism: Paraglomus occultum
Lineage: Eukaryota; Fungi; Glomeromycota; Glomeromycetes; Paraglomerales; Paraglomeraceae
Source: the annotation of a GenBank genome assembly
AUGACACAAAACGUUAUUGAAAUCAAAAAACUAAAAAAGGUCUAUCGAGGCAAGACAGUAUUGCGAAAUAUUAGUUUUACCGUCCAAAAAGGUAGUAUUCAUGGAUUUAUUGGUCCCAAUGGAGCAGGCAAAACAACUACUUUAAAUUGUUUAAUGAGCGGGGUAAAACCAAAUGGUGGUGAAAUCUAUUUAGAAAGUAGAAAAAUUGGUGAGGAUGAAUUAGUUAACCAAAAAAUCGGUUUCAUGACCGAACAGGCCAAGUUUACCGAGGACCUAAAAGUAGAGGAUUUUAUUCAUUUAGCCGGUCAGUUGCGGAACAUUCCCGCUCAAAAAGUAGAAAAUCGCUUGCGACAAUCCGACUUAAAUAAUCACCGCUUUAAAAAAUGUGAUAUUUUGGUGCUGGAUGAACCAACUUCCGGUCUGGACCCUUCUUAUCGUGGCAUUUUACUAAAACAAUUAGAACAAGUGCGAAAAAGAGGUGGCACAGUGUUAAUUUCCAGCCACAUUUUAUCAGAUUUACAAAAAUUAGUGGACUCAACUACUUUAAUCGAUAAAG